GUGUCCCAGGCCCAGCUGUGGCACCAGGGUAACGAGCACUUCGGCAGGUCCUGGGGUCCAGGUGACGUGGUGGGCUGUAUGGUCGAUCUGAACGAACACACGAUGAUGUUCACCCAUAACGGAGAGGUGCUCCUGGACCACUCAGGGUCGGAACUGGCCUUCAAGGACUUUGAGGUUUGGGAAGGUUUCAUCCCGGUGUGCAGCCUGGGUGUUUGCCAGGUUGGGAGGAUGAACUUUGGUAAGGACGUGAGCACGCUGAAGUACUUCACCAUCUGUGGUCUGCAGGAAGGCUACGAGCCCUUCGCCGUCAACAUGAACAGAGACCUCACCAUGUGGCUCAGCAAGAGACUGUCUCAGUUCAUCCCUGUACCUCCGCAGCAUGAACACAUUGAGGUCACGAGGAUGGACGGCACCGUGGAGACUUUCCCGUGUCUCAAGGUCACCCAGAGGUCGUUCGGCUCCCAGAACAGUAACCCAGACAUCACCUUCUAUCGCCUCAGCAUGCCUAUAGAGUGUAACGAGGUGCUGGCCAAGUCACCUGGCGGGACGCUACAGUCUGGCGGGGGCUUCUUCUCCUCUAAGAAAGACCUGGACGACUUUGAGACCGUGUCCGACUUCGAGGUGUUGACGAAGUCUGCCCACUGCACCCUGGGCUCCAGCCUGGACAAGGAGAAGGACCAGUUCAACAACCACAAGGACUACAACCAGGAGAAACCCUCCGCGUUAAAGCAGAGAUUCAUGUUGAAGAGGACCAAGCCAGAGUUUACCAGCAGUAACUCUUCGGCCCGUCUAUCAGAGGAGGUGUUAGCUGAUAGAGAUGACCUUGACUUCUUCAUGCAGACCUCCACUUACUACUACUCAGUGAGGAUCUUCCCUGGUCAGGAGCCCAGCAGUGUGUGGGUUGGCUGGGUGACCUCUGACUUCCACCAGUACGACAUGGCCUUCGACCUCCAAAAGGUCCGCACCGUCACCGUAACCCUGGGAGACGAGAAGGGCAAAGUUCACGAGAGCAUCAAGCGUAGUAACUGCUACAUGGUGUGGGCUGGAGAGAGUACGAGUCCUGGUCAGGGUCGGAACAACAACGGUCUGGAGAUUGGAUGUCUGGUGGACACAGUUAACGGACUGCUAACCUUCACUGCCAAUGGGAAGGAGCUCAGCACGUACUACCAGGUGGAGCCCAGUACCAAGCUGUUCCCUGCUGUCGCUCAGGCCACCAGCCCCAGCAUCUUUCAGUUUGAACUAGGACGUUACUAGAACGUCAUGCCCCUGUCAGCGGGACUGUUUAAGAGUGAGAGGAGGAACUCCAGUCCCCAGUGUCCUCCCAGGCUGCAUGUCCAGUUCCUGACCCCGGUGCUGUGGAGCAGGGUGCCCAACCACUUCCUCAAGGUGGACGUAUCCCGGGUCAACGACCGCCAUGGCUGGCUGGUCACCUGCUCUGAACCGCUCCAGUUCAUGUCCCUGCAUAUACCUGAGGAGAACAGGUCAGUUGAUAUCCUGGAGUUGACUGAGCAGAAGGAUCUGUUGAAGUUCCACUACCAUACUCUGAGGUUGUACUCUGCUGUGUGCGCUCUGGGGAACAACCGUGUGGCCCACGCCCUCUGCUCCCACGCCGACGAGGCACAGCUGCUCUACGCCAUAGAGAACAAGUACAUGCCUGGUCUCCUCAGGACUGGAUACUACGACCUGCUCAUAGACAUCCACCUCAGUACCUAUGCAACGGCGCGUCUCAUGAUGAACAAUGAAUACAUCGUCCCCAUGACGGACGAGACCAAGUCCAUCACUCUGUUCCCCGACGAGACCAAGAAGCACGGCCUGCCAGGGAUCGGCCUGAGCACCUCUCUCCGCCCCAGAAUGCACUUCUCCUCCCCCUCCUUCAUCUGCAGCGGAGCCGACUGCUUCCAGUUCAGCCCCGAGUUCCCCCUGGACGUCCUGAAGACCAAGACCAUAGAGAUGCUGACGGAGGCGGUGAGCGAGGGGAGUCUACACGUCAGAGAUCCUAUAGGGGGCAGCACCGAGUUCCUGUUCGUUCCUCUCAUUAAGUUGUUCUAUACCUUACUGAUCAUGGGAGUGUUCCAUAACGGAGACCUGAAGAACAUUCUACAGCUGAUAGAACCCAGCGUGUUCUCAGAGGGAAGGGACACGCCCACGGACACGCCCACGGACACGCCCGAGAGUGAUGUCACUAAGGGAGGAAGAGGAGGGGAGGGGCCUGGAGGAGAGGAGAGGACAGGGAAGGUGCCUAAAGGACUGCUCCAGAUGAAACUCCCAGAGCCUGUCAAACUGCAGAUGUGCCACCUGCUCCAGUACCUGUGUGACUGUCAGGUGCGCCACCGUAUCGAGGCGGUGGUGGGCUUCAGCGAUGACUUCGUGGCUCAUCUCCAGGACAACCAGCGGUUCCGUUAUAACGAGGUCAUGCAGGCGCUCAACAUGUCGGCUGCCCUGACUGCCAGGAAGACCAAAGAGUUCAGAUCUCCUCCUCAGGAACAGAUCAACAUGCUGCUGAGCUUUAAGGACGAGAAGGUGGACUGUCCCUGUCCAGAACACAUCAGAGAACAGCUUGUAGACUUCCAUGAGGACCUGAUGACACACUGUGGUAUUGAGUUGACCUUGAAUUCAUAUCUUAACGGUAUUAAACCCAGUAGUGAGUUGACCUUGAGAGGAAGACUCAUGUCUCUGGUGGAGAAGGUGGUCUACCUGAAGAAGAAGAUGACUUUCACUGCAGCCAAGAAGAAAGAUAAGAAACCCAGCACGUUGCAGCAGCUGAUCAGUGAGACCAUGGUACGCUGGGCCCAGGAGAGCAUCAUGGAGGACCCAGAGCUGAUCAGAGCCAUGUUUGUCCUACUCCACCGUCAGUACGACGGCAUCGGGGGCCAGGUCCGGGCCCUGCCCAAGGCCUACACCAUCAACUCAGUCUCCGUGGAGGACACCAUCAAACUGCUGGCGUCACUGGGACAGAUCAGAUCGCUGUUGUCUGUACGCAUGGGGCGUGAGGAGGAGAAACUGAUGAUCAGAGGGCUGGGAGACAUCAUGAACAACAAGGUGUUCUACCAGCAUCCUAACCUGAUGAGAGCUCUGGGAAUGCAUGAGACUGUCAUGGAGGUGAUGGUUAACGUCCUGAGUGGAGGGGAAUCCAAGGAAAUCACCUUCCCUAAGAUGGUGGCCAACUGCUGUCGUUUCCUGUGUUACUUCUGUCGCAUCAGUAGACAGAACCAGAAAGCCAUGUUCGACCACCUCAGCUACCUGCUGGAGAACAGCAGCGUCGGGCUUGCGUCUCCCUCCAUGCGAGGCUCUACUCCACUAGAUGUGGCCGCUGCCUCUGUGAUGGACAACAACGAACUGGCUCUGGCCCUGAGGGAACCAGACCUGGAGAAAGUGGUGCAGUACUUGGCUGGCUGUGGUCUCCAGAGCUGCUCCAUGCUCGUGUCUAAAGGAUACCCUGACAUCGGCUGGAACCCCGUCGAAGGAGAGAGAUACCUCGACUUCCUCCGCUUUGCAGUGUUCUGCAACGGUGAGAGUGUGGAGGAGAACGCUAACGUGGUGGUGAGGCUGCUGAUUCGUCGUCCCGAGUGCUUUGGCCCCGCCCUGCGCGGAGAGGGGGGGAAUGGUCUACUGGCAGCCAUGAUGGAAGCCAUCAGGAUAUCAGAGGACCCCUGUAGAGACGGGCCCUCCCCUACCUCAGAGGCCAGCAGGACACUCAGUGAGGUGUUAUUGGAGGAUGAGGAAGACGACACUAUUCACAUGGGAAAUGCUAUAAUGACCUUCUACGCAGCCCUCAUAGACCUGCUGGGGCGCUGUGCCCCUGAGAUGCACCUGAUUCAUGCUGGGAAGGGUGAGGCCAUCAGGAUACGAGCCAUCCUACGUUCCCUGAUCCCUAUAGAGGACCUGGAAGGAGUGAUCAGCAUCCCGUUCCCCAUGCCAACUCUGGCCAAAGAUGGGUCAGUGGUAGAGCCAGAUAUGUCAGCGGGGUUCUGUCCGGACCACAAGGCAGCCAUGGUGCUGUUCCUGGACCGGGUCUACGGGAUUGAGGACCAGAACUUCCUGCUUCAUCUGCUGGAGGUGGGCUUCCUGCCUGACCUCAGGGCUGCUGCCUCGCUCGACACAGCUGCUCUGAGCUCUACAGACAUGGCCCUGGCCCUCAACAGGUACCUGUGUACAGCAGUUCUUCCCCUGCUCACUAAGUGUGCCCCACUGUUCGCUGGGACGGAGCCCUACGCCUCGCUCAUAGACUCUCUACUUCACACCGUCUACCGUCUCUCUAAAGGAUGCUGCCUCACCAAGGCACAGAGAGACGCUAUCGAGGAGUGUCUGCUGGCCACCUGUGGUCAACUGAGGCCGUCCAUGAUGCAACACCUGCUGAGACGCUUGGUGUUCGAUGUUCCUCUCCUCAACGAACACACCAAGAUGCCUCUCAAGCUGUUGACCAAUCACUACGAGCGUUGUUGGAAGUACUACUGUCUGACGGGCGGCUGGGGGAGCUUUGGGGCGUCGUCGGACGAAGAGCUGCAUCUCUCCAGGAAGCUGUUCUGGGGCAUCUUCGAUGCUCUGUCUCGCAAGAGGUACGAUCAGGAGCUGUUUAAGCUGGCUCUCCCCUGUCUGAGUGCCGUGGCCGGGGCACUACCACCUGACUACAUGGAGAGUAACUAUGUGGCCGUGAUGGAGAAACAGUCCUCUAUGGACCCCGAGGGAAACUUCAACCCACAGCCAGCAGACACCACCAAUGUGAACGUCCCGGAGAAGCUGGAUCACUUUGUCAGUAAAUAUGCUGAGCAUUCACAUGACAAGUGGUCCAUGGACAAGUUUUCCAACGGCUGGGUUCACGGGGACAAGGUGUGUGAGGCCUCUAAAGUCCACCCUCUCCUCAAGCCCUAUAAAGGGCUGUCAGACAAGGAUAAAGAGUUGUACCGCUGGCCUAUCAAGGAGUCUCUGAAGACGAUGGUGAUGUGGUGCUGGAGCAUAGAGAGGACCAGGGAGGGAGACCCAGCCAGCCUACACAACAGAGCACGUAGGAUCUCUCAGAUCAGCCAGCAACACUCUGUCGAAGGAGCUCCAGGUUUCAGCCCCAGACCCAUCGACAUGAGCAAUGUGACACUGUCCCGGGACCUGCACUCCAUGGCAGAACUGCUUGCAGAGAACUAUCAUAAUAUUUGGGCGAAGAAGAAGAAACUUGAACUAGAAGCCAAAGGAGGAGGGAACCAUCCGUUACUGGUGCCCUAUGACACGCUGACCGCCAGAGAGAAAUACAAAGACAGAGGAAAAGCCCAAGACAUUCUCAAGUUCUUUCAGAUAAAUGGCUACACUGUGUCCAGGGCCAUGAAAGAGCAGGAGUUGGAUACUCCCUCCAUAGAGAAGCGUUUUGCCUACACCUUCCUGCAGCAGCUCAUCACUUACGUAGACGAGGCCCACGAACACAUGCUGGAGUCUGAUGUUGGGACACCACCGGAAGGAGAGAGUGUUCCUCACGAGCAGCAGAUGAAGUUUUUUGGAAAGGUGGUCCUGCCAUUGGUCGACCAGUACUUCAAGAAUCACCGCCUCUACUUCCUGUCCACGGCCAUCCGACCAAUCAGCAGCGGGGGCCACGCCUCCAAUAAGGAGAAGGAGAUGGUGACAAGUCUGUUCUGCAAACUGGGACUUCUUGUCAGACAUAGGAUAUCAUUGUUUGGAAGCCAUGCUACCUCCAUAGUCAACUGUCUUCACAUACUGGGCCAGACACUGGACGCCAGGACGGUGAUGAAGACGGGUCUGGAGACGGUGAAGGCGGCGUUGAGGGCGUUCUUCGACAACGCAGCAGAGGACUUGGAGAAGACUUUAGAGAACCUGAAACAGGGCCAGUUCACUCACAGUCACUCCCAGCCCAAAGGAGUCACCCAGAUCAUUAACUACACCAGCGUAGCCCUGCUCCCUGUCCUCUCCUCCCUGUUCGAACACAUCGGGCAGAACCUCUUUGGGGAAGACCUCAUAUUGGAUGAUGUCCAGGUGGCCUGUUAUAGGAUCCUCAACAGCCUGUAUAGUCUUGGUACCAACAACAGCAUCUACGUAGAGAGGCAGCGUCCAGCCCUAGGUGAAUGUCUUGCAGCGUUCUCGGGGGCGUUCCCUGUGGCCUUCCUGGAACCAGAGCUCAACCAGUUCAACAACUACUCCAUCUACAUCACCAAGGGCUCCCGGGACAGAACAGCUCUAGAUCUGCCCUUCCAGGUAGGAGAGAUGUGUCCAGUCAUCCCGUCCCUGGAGAAGUCUCUGGAGGAGAUCAUGGAUCUGGCUGAGUCCGGCCUGCACUACACGCAGAUGCCUCACGUUAUGGAG
Molecule: messenger RNA, 6300 nt
Organism: Oncorhynchus tshawytscha (Chinook salmon)
Lineage: Eukaryota; Metazoa; Chordata; Actinopteri; Salmoniformes; Salmonidae
Product: ryanodine receptor 2
Biological process (GO): calcium ion transmembrane transport
Cellular component (GO): calcium channel complex; sarcolemma; Z disc
Molecular function (GO): ryanodine-sensitive calcium-release channel activity; protein binding
Source: RefSeq, a predicted model, not a curated record